GAGGGUUUUAGAGCUCACCUCCAUUCCUACCCCGAUCGACUCUCUCAAACCCUUCUGUCUCCUUUUGAGAUAAUUAAAAUCGAGUGUACACCGGCCCUAGUCGGUGCCCAUUCACCCUAACUCUCCACUGAACUAGGUUUGUAGUACGAGGGAGUGAGGACCCCGAGUCCACCAGCUCAACCCCGGCCCCGCCCCGUCGGCCUGGCCCGGGGCUGGGAGGAGAGGAUGCCUUUGGAGGCGCAGAAUCCGAAAAUAUGGAUCAACUCAUAAACAACUUGGAGGUCCAACUUAAUUCAGAAGGUGGCUCAAUGCAUAUAUUCAAACAGGUCACUGGCCCUGUUAAAAUUAGAGAUUCUCUUAAGGCAGCAGACAGAGGUAAUAUGACAUCUCCACCACUCCUGGAUGCCAACCCCAUGGAGAACCCAGCACUGUUAAAUGACAUCAAGAUUGAGCCCCCAGAAGAACUUCUGGCUAAUGAUUUCAACCUGCCCCAGGUGGAACCAGUUGACCUCUCCUUUCACAAGCCAAAGUCUCCUCUUCAGCCUGCCAGUAUGCUGCAAGCUCCAAUACGUCCUCCCAAGCCACAGUCUGCUUCCCAGACUCUUGUAGUAUCCACUUCAACAUCAGACACAGGCACUUCAGCAAACAUCCCUACUGUUCUGACUCCAGGCUCUAUCCUGGCCUCCUCUCAGGGCACUGGUGGCCAGCAGAUCUUACAUGUGAUUCACACCAUCCCCUCAGUCAAUCUGCCAAAUAAGAUGGGUAGCCUGAAGGCCAUCCCAGUGAUGGUGCAGUCGCUGCCCAUGGUGUAUACUACUUUGCCUGCAGAUGGGAGCCCUGCAGCCAUUACAGUCCCACUCAUUGGAGGAGAUGGCAAAAAUGCUGGAUCAGUUAAAGUUGACCCCACCUCCAUGUCUCCACUGGAGAUCCCAAGUGACAGUGAGGAGAGUACAAUUGAGAGUGGAUCCUCAGCCUUACAGGGUAUUCAGGUACAAGAACCAGCAGCAAUGAGCCAAAUGCAGGGAGAAGAAUCCCUUGACUUGAAGAGAAGACGGAUUCACCAGUGUGAUUUUGCGGGAUGCAGCAAAGUGUACACCAAAAGCUCUCACCUGAAAGCCCACCGAAGAAUCCAUACAGAUUCAAAGAAACCUGCCUAUGGGCCAGAAAUAGCUUUUCAGUCAUCAGUUUGCACCCUAUCCUUGAAGACUUCUCAUCCCCAAUCAUCUCCAGCUCAAAAGUGAGAUUUGGACACCCUGGACUAGGAAGGG
Messenger RNA from Physeter macrocephalus (sperm whale), 1268 nucleotides. RefSeq names its product KLF transcription factor 8 (gene KLF8). The coding region runs from base 255 to 1241 and encodes 328 amino acids. NCBI's taxonomy places the organism in Eukaryota, Metazoa, Chordata, Mammalia, Artiodactyla, Physeteridae. The record is from RefSeq and is a predicted model, not a curated record. Gene Ontology annotation, molecular function: RNA polymerase II cis-regulatory region sequence-specific DNA binding; DNA-binding transcription factor activity, RNA polymerase II-specific. Gene Ontology annotation, biological process: regulation of transcription by RNA polymerase II. The transcript has 6 exons.